AUGCAUUCUCUACCGCAUGAUAGGUUCGGACUGAGUGUGCUCAUUGACAUCUUAAUCUAGGACUUCAAACUGACAGCCUGUCCGUUGCCGUAACAAGUGAAAGACAGUGAUCGAGAAAGCGCUCAAUGUCGCGUUUGCGCCCCUUCCGCGCGAAGGAUCUGUUCCAAUUCAACAAUGUCAAUCUCGAUAAUUGGACUGAGACUUACUCAAUAUCUUUCUACCUCAACUACAUUUCGCAGUGGCCCGAUCUGUGCUUCACACAGAUCGCAGCCUCAGGGAGGACAAUGGGCUAUGUCAUGGGGAAAGGUGAAGGAAGGGAUGACAAGAAGACUAGAGUCAAGGAAAGACAUGGACAUGUCACGGCUAUCACGGUGGCUCCAGAAUAUCGAAGGCUCGGUCUCGCGGAUGGCAUGAUGAAGCUGCUAGAAGAUAUCAGCGCAAGCGUAUAUCAAGCCUACUUUGUCGACCUGUUCGUCCGGCCGAGUAACAAGACAGCCGUAGGGAUGUAUGAGAAACUAGGAUAUAGCGUCUACAGAAGGGUCACAGAAUACUACCACGGUGGAGGAUUGAAUGGUAAAGACGAGGAUGGCUAUGAUAUGCGAAAAGCCAUGCCCCGGGAUACAAAGAAAGAGACGGUCCGAGACAACGGACGAGAUUAUGCGAUCAGUCCCGAGAUGACCGCCUUCCAACCUGCCCGGCGCUUUGAGUUAGAAUAACUGGCUACAUGUCGGCCAAGCCGAUUGAGGCUUAAUAAGCAGCCUGGAGAGUAUGUAUCAUACUGUAACAACAGCUCCACUGGGAUCACGCC
Tilletiaria anomala UBC 951 is the source of this 808-nucleotide messenger RNA. RefSeq names its product putative N-acetyltransferase 5. The coding region runs from base 126 to 716 and encodes 196 amino acids. The record is from RefSeq and is a predicted model, not a curated record. Gene Ontology annotation, cellular component: NatB complex. The transcript has 4 exons. Gene Ontology annotation, molecular function: protein-N-terminal amino-acid acetyltransferase activity. Gene Ontology annotation, biological process: N-terminal peptidyl-methionine acetylation. NCBI's taxonomy places the organism in Eukaryota, Fungi, Basidiomycota, Exobasidiomycetes, Georgefischeriales, Tilletiariaceae.